This is a messenger RNA of Limanda limanda (common dab), 2718 nucleotides long. It is a transcript of the gene ppp1r1b, whose product is annotated as protein phosphatase 1, regulatory (inhibitor) subunit 1B. NCBI's taxonomy places the organism in Eukaryota, Metazoa, Chordata, Actinopteri, Pleuronectiformes, Pleuronectidae. Gene Ontology annotation, biological process: intracellular signal transduction. The coding region runs from base 318 to 893 and encodes 191 amino acids. Gene Ontology annotation, molecular function: protein phosphatase inhibitor activity. The record is from RefSeq and is a predicted model, not a curated record. The transcript has 5 exons. Gene Ontology annotation, cellular component: cytoplasm.
CCUCAUUCAACUCCUGCUGCACAGGUUGUGAGGGAGGAGAGAGAUCAGGGGAGGCAACUGCAAGAGACAGGGAGAGAUAGAAAGAUAGACAGAAUACAGGUGGUGAAAGAAAAGAGAAGAUCUGCUUACUUUCAUGUAUUCUCCAAGAGAAGAGGAAGUAGUCAGGGUGUGAAGGAGCGAGGCAGGAGAAGAACAAGAAGUUUUCAGGAGUGGGAAUUACCCAGCAGUGGGAACUUUCUCCAGGGAGGUUUGUAGUGUGAUCUUCAGCAGCGACCCCUUCUCUCCACCGGGAGUCAGACCCCCAGGGAUCCAGAGCCAUGGAGCCGACCGAGAUUGAGGGGGAGCACAAGGAGAGGAAGAAGAUCCACUUUGCCAUGCCAUCCUCUGCAGCACCCAACCUGGACCCUCGGCAAGUGGAGAUGAUCCGGCGCAGGAGGCCCACGCCCGCCACGCUGUUCAGAGUAGCCGACCAAGCGUCUCCUGAGGACGAUCAGUCCACUCAUCAGGUAAAGUGGGUUGUAGGAGAGAACGGAGUGCUCAAACCAAAACGAGUAAAUCCAAACGUGUAUCAGCCUCCAUCACUCAAAGCUGUGCAGAAGAUGGCUGAGGCACAAAUGCUGAAACUAGGUGUCUACCCUCAAUUGGAAGAGCCUUGUGAAGGGGAAGAGGAGGAUGACCAUUGGGAGAGAGAGGACAAGUCUCCCACCAAAGCUGCUGAUCACCAAGAGACGGCCACCACCGGGCAGUCAGACAAGUUCUUCAGUGUGAGCGAGACGGCCAAGCAGAUCCAAGCAGCACAGGAGGAGGAAGAAGAGGAGGAGGAGGAGGAGGAAGAGAAGAAGAGAGACCAAACUGAGGCGACAACAGUGGAGAAAAGUCGGGGGAGUAACUGAGAGCUAGAAAGAGAAAAAGGAGGGAAGUGAAGAUUUGGGGAGAGAAAGAAGUGAUUGUUGUCUGUUUGAACAUGUGGGGUCUGAAAAAUGAGGAGCUGGGCAAACAAAGAUUUCUGUAUGUACUCCACCGGCACAGGGUCAGGUGGAUAAAAGGGAGCACAGAGAGAGCAGGUGUCACAUAUGAGCAGGUGAGGAAUGAUCUUCUGACAGAGCAGACCACAGACGCCACGUCGGCCAAGGUCAACUUGACCAAACCUUCUCUAGAAGCAGACUGGUCUCCUCCUCAAGGCUCCGAGCUCAAUAAUAAUAAUAAAUAUGAUAAACAAAGGCUGUCUGACCAAUUCAAAAGUUCUUGAAGGUCUUUAAAUGAACUGUCACUUCAUUUUACAUCCAACAUUCCCCAUAAGCCCUUUGAUUACAAUGUGCCUGCACUGCCACCCUGUGGUAGAAAGCAGGACUGGCAACCAUUAAGUGGAGAUCGAGCCUAAAACAACGUUCACAAAACUACUUAAAGUUUGAAUCCUUAGUGUUUUCACCUCGUUCUUGCAAUAAAAUUGUUGAUUUGUCCACGACUGAUACAGGAAAUGAUGCAGUUUGUAAUCCAGCUGUUUCUCUCAUCACUAUCAUCUUCACUGUUUACCUUACGAAGAUUUAUUCAGUAAAAAAACUAAAACAAUAAUGACAUUUUGUAAAACAUAAAAGGCCUCAAACCAUUUAUCAUACUCUAUUUCUGCAUUGACAAAUAAAAUAUUUUACCAAUUUACCAAUUUAAUGAAAUUAGUAACGCAAAAGUAUUUGUUUUUUUUCUUAUUAAAAUCAUCAGUUAUGUUAGUGUGACUUGUUAUCUCCUUUUUGUCAGUGUGUUCUAUUCUUCCAUCAUAUAAAAAGAUAGACAUAAAAUAUUUGGGUGGAGAAUCGCUUUAUAAAUGACCCAACACUGAUAUGUAUGUCUAUAAUUAUCAAGCAAUGAGCAUGAGUGUGUUGUCAUGUCGUACCACACUUUUCAUUUUGAAGCUACACUUAGAACAAAGAGGCAAUUUAAAGGGCAAAGCUACCUCCAGUUUGUUUAAAAUAUGGUUUCCUGUUGUGUCCUCCACGCCUCCACUGAACUGACGCCCUGAUCAUUUAUCCAAAAAAUGUCAUUUGAAAUCUUUUUUGCAUGUUAACACUUUUCUAUCGUCACCUUGCUCAUGAUUUGUGUCAUGAGAAUGUUGUAAGAGCUAUUUUUCUAAUCUGACAUUGCUCAGCUCUGUCCUGUUGCUCUACUGUCUGUAGAAGAGCCUCGAACCAGACACUGCACAAACCCUCUGUUUCUCUUUCUAACUUGGUCUUUCUCUUUCUCGCUCAUGUUUUGGAGUCAAUGAUUAUCAUAAAUGUUUUUAUUUAGUAUCUGUCUAAUUUAAUUUGAAAUGAUCUGAAGUAAUAAGGCUCCGUAUAUUUAAGAAGGUUUCCUGUCAUGUCCCAGGAUGAAUAAAUCUUGCUGUUUGUAUCAUCUGGGCGAGUGUUUGUAUAUAAAAAAACCAGUGUGACACUUUUUUAACCUCUGACCUGCAAAAACUGUGGGAUGAGCAUGUGUGUGUGUGUGUGUGUGUGUGUGUGCUGAGGCUCUGACGCAGCCGACGCUGUCCUCCUCCACCUCCUCUAUCUCCUCCGUCAGAAGUAAACGGCUGUGGAAAGACGUUGUAUGAACUCUUAAUUAUUUUUCUGUCUCUUUUUUGUUCUUUUACUUUUCCACUCUCUCUUUUCUCAAUGUGAUGUGAUUGUUUUAACGUGAGCAGCAAUAUGGUAUCAAAAAUAAACCCGUUUUUUCCUUUUUCUCCUUUAA